AUGGUUAAAUUCCUACUCAUCUCGGUUCUCAUAUUUGUAUCAGCAUGUUCAACCACGGCAAUAGAUCCGGGGAAUCCCUUCGGUUCCUGCAACACCACGGACAAAGAAGACUACGUUGUGUGCAAAAUGGCCGCAAAUCUGAACGUUCUGGUUCGAAACACUCAGGACGACUUAUUUAACAUAUCACGAAUUGAUUUGACUGUUUACCCCGCUGAUAAUUCCACCACUACACCGCCUAUAGAGAGAUUCUCCAUGGGGGCAUUGCCAAAAUCCGCGAGACUGGGGUCUGUAUCUGUGCAUCACGUAGAAUUACACAGGGAUUUUCAUUUACCAAGAAACGAGAGAAUCCCGGUUGUUAACCUAUUCGAUAAUAACUUAACGGCAUUCCCUACAAACAUUACCAGCCGAGAUGACCUAUUUUUCAUUCUGAUAACAAAUCAAAAAAUCAGGGCUUUAUCUCCCAAUUCGUUCACCGCAAUAAUGGCCAACCUGAACACACUUAGUUUAGAGGAUAUUCAGCUGGAGGAAAUCGAGCCAAACACUUUCACGCAAUUGAGUAACCUGAACCAUCUGCGCUUACGGAAAAAUUACUUGAAUGUUCUACAUUCUGACAUGUUUACUGGUCUUAAGCAUUUGCAAUUACUUGACUUGACAAACAAUCAAAUCCGUGCAAUAGAGCCUGGAACUUUCGCCAAUAUAUCAGAUACAUGGUGGUCGCUCUAUUUAGGCGGUAAUCAGCUGAAAGUAAUUGAGCCAAACACUUUCACGCAAGUGAGCAAACUGCAUUAUCUCGGGUUAAAAAGUACUCAGCUGACAACCAUCGAGCCAAAUACUUUCAUGGAAUUGAGCUACCUGGGAGUCCUGGACAUGGAGAAAAAUUACUUGAAGGUUUUAUCUCCUCAUAUGUUUGCCGGUCUUGAUCAAUUGCCCGAGCUUAGAUUGGGCUAUAACCAAAUCCAUACGAUAGAGAAAGGAACUUUCAUGCAAUUGAGCGGCCUGGAAUAUCUGGAUUUGGAGAGAAAUAACUUAACGGUUCUACAUCUUGACAUGUUUGCUGGUCUUGAUCGUUUGGAAAAUCUUCGCUUGGAGGAUAACCCAAUCGAUACGAUAAACCUUGGAAGUUCUGUCAGUUUUUCUCUUCUUCAAAAAGUCUUUCCUGAUGUGGACAUGCUGAGUGUCCUUUCGGGAUUUCCUAAGGAACUUAAUGAACGCAAGGUUACUUAUGUGACGGGUAAUUGA
Molecule: messenger RNA, 1239 nt
Organism: Diachasma alloeum
Lineage: Eukaryota; Metazoa; Arthropoda; Insecta; Hymenoptera; Braconidae
Product: leucine-rich repeat-containing protein 15-like
Exons: 1
Coding region: 1-1239 (412 amino acids)
Molecular function (GO): protein binding
Source: RefSeq, a predicted model, not a curated record